GUCUGCUGACUUCUGUCAUUUUCCUCCGUGUACGUCAUUCACCUGGAACACUUGGCUCGAUCCUCACGUCACUGACCCUUGGUCUGCCACAACAUAAGCUACAGGUUUCUCCUCCUCUGAUGACAUUCCUCUGGAUGCGUCCUGUGAUAAUUCUGUACAAUUAUGAUAAGGAAGAAGUGACUGGAGUAACUGGAGUGACUGGAGUGACUGGAGUGACUGGAGUGACUUGUGACUGAAGCAGCCAGUACUCGAUGUCGAAGACAAUGAAGAAGCUGCUGUUCUCCAUUGCAACAUUCUGCACACUUUCUUUCCUCACAGGGAUCAUCUACAGAAUAAAUAUGAGAGGACUUUCCCUAAAGCAGAACAGUAAAACAGCAACAAUGAUCAUGACAACUUGGCCAAAGACGACCCAUCAGGACAAAGAGUUACACACCCUUUUAAAGUUGACUGAAUGGCCACUACCCCUGCUCAACACAAGUUUAGAGUUUUCUACCUAUCCAAGAACUUCAAUAUAUUUUUUGCUUCAUCCUCGCUCUACCUAUGUCGUGGGAGAAAAGUUGGAGGUUCUCAUCAUAGCAAAAGACCAUAAAGGUCGAACUAAGAGCUAUGGUGGAGACUAUUUCCAUGCUAAGCUUCAUUCCCCAAGCCUGAAAGCUGGUGUCAGUGGUUCUGUUUCUGACAACUACAAUGGUACCUACACAGCUUCCUUCAUUCUUCAGUGGCCAGGUGAGACCAUGGUCUCCAUAAAACUCAUGCAUUCCAGUGAAGCCAUUGCAAUUUUGCAUGAAAAAAGAUCCACACGCCCAGAUAAGGUUUUCUUCAAAGGUUAUUUUUUUAAAAAUGGGACAGAAGAAGUGGUGGAAUGUAACUUUAACCUUCCUGGACAAGACGUUUGUGAAUAUUAUGACUCGCGGAAUGAAGAAAAAUGGGUGUGUAAGAGGCCGAAAACACUACCAUGUGAAGCUCUUCGAGACCACUCAUCUGGAGGCAACCGUCAUAUCCUAAGCAUAGAAGAAAAAAAGUUCUUCUCAAUGUCAUUGAUUGAACAAGAAAUUUCAUCAAAAGUCAAAUCCUUUAAUGUUCUUCCUCAAAAAGAUGACAUCAAAGUAAACAACUCUUGUGUAUCCGGGCUGAAGAAUCCAAAUCCCUCAGGAUUUUAUUAUCAGGACACAUGGACUUCCCUUGUCUGCUCCAAUCAAGAGUUCAAUACGUCCAACAAAGUUGCGAAUUGUCUCGCUGGAAAAAUGGUCUACAUGUUCGGAGACUCCACACUCCGCCAGUGGUGGGAAUAUCUAGUGAAGUUUGUUUCAACUCUCAAGCAAAUCGACCUUCACGUGACUCAUAAUCCUGGUCCAUUGUUAGCAACAGACUCAGAGCAUAACUAUAUAGUGCAGUGGAGAGUGCACCAGAAGCCUCUGCGCAUGGAGCGGACAGGAGUUCAAGAGCUACACUACGUUGCUACAGAGCUGGAUGGACUGGGAGCCCGGAAAGGAAUGGUCAUCGUGUUGACUUGCUGGAGUCACUUUCUUACCUAUCCCUUAGCAUUUUAUGUACGGCGCCUGAAGCACAUUCGAGAGGCAGUAAUACAGCUCUUGGAACGUAGCCCUGAUACAAAGAUUCUCAUUAAAUCAGCCAACACCGGAUAUAAGUUCGACCAUGGCAGUGACUGGUUGUCCUACCAGCUGGACACAGUGAUGAGAGCCAUGUUUUCCACACUGCCAGUGACCAUACUGGAUGUCUGGCAAAUGACCUCUUGCCACAGAUUGCCAGAAAACCUUCAUCCGCAGGAGAUCAUAAUCAAAAAUGAGGUGGACCUGAUGUUGUCAUUUAUAUGUCCUCAGUAAUUGCACCAUUUUCAGUAUACCACACCUUUUAUCCAGACUCAUGUAUCUCCAUGGUUACAGACUACAUGUAAACCCUGUGAAGUCGGAUUCUCCAGUCAUACAGUCAUCUAAAUGCCCCUUACUAAUUCCUAAACGUUAUGCCUUCAAGAAGCUGCAAGUUCAGACUAUACAAGGUUUCGUGCUUCCCAAUUUUGCCAAAAUAUUUGGAUUUUAACAAACCCAAUUUUUUGGGUGAUUUGUUGAGAGAGAGAGACUAGUAUGCUACUUGGGGUUUCUGGGAAAAAUAUGUGUUGUCUGCUAGGUACUAUUUAUCUAUCUCUCUCUUUCUUCCAUCUAUCUCUUUAUCUUAUCUCUUCAGAAAUAUGAGACUAGAGAGCCGUUAUUUACCAAUUUCCAGGGCAAUUGGAGCAUUUUUUAAUUAGGUAGAAUUGAUUCAGACCCAAAAAAAGUUAGAAAUU
Messenger RNA from Bufo bufo (common toad), 2302 nucleotides. RefSeq names its product NXPE family member 3-like. The coding region runs from base 252 to 1844 and encodes 530 amino acids. Lineage: Eukaryota; Metazoa; Chordata; Amphibia; Anura; Bufonidae. The transcript has 6 exons. The record is from RefSeq and is a predicted model, not a curated record.